CCUUCAGAAUGUUAACCACAGGAAUAUUUUGGAUGACUGUCCUUGUUUCUCACAUUCAAGAAAGGGGGAUUGUUGGAGUAGAGGGUCAAGAACUGGUUCAUCCUAAAAAGCUUCCCUUGCUACACAAACGGGAUCUUGAACGCAUCCAUGACUCUGACAUACCGGAGGAAUAUGAAGAAGAAUUGUUGUAUGAAAUAAAAUUGGGCAAAAAAACUUUAAUCCUUCACCUUCUGAAAGCAAGGGAACUCCUCAGUUCAAAUUACAGUGAAACAUACUACAACGUAAAGAGAGAAGUGUUCACCAAGCAUCCACAGAUCUUGGAUCACUGUUUUUACCAAGGCUCCAUCAUUCAUGAAUUUGAUUCUGCUGCUAGUAUCAGCACUUGCAAUGGUCUGAGGGGUUUCUUCAGGGUGAAUGACCAGCGGUAUCUCAUCGAACCAGUAAAAUACUCAGAUGAGGGAGAACAUUUGGUGUACAAAUACAAUGUCAAGGCACCCUACGCUACCAAUCACUCCUGCGUGGGGCUCAAUUUUACCAAGAAGUCUGCUCUGAUGGAUGUUGAGAAUAUAGAAGAGCAUAACCCGGAAGACCAUCACAAAGAAAAGUUCAUUGAACUGUUUGUUGUUGCUGAUGAAUAUGUGUACCGCAGGAACAAUAAACCCCAAAACAAGCUAAGAAAACGAAUUUGGGGAAUGGUCAAUUUUGUCAAUAUGAUUUAUAAAACCUUGAACAUUCAUGUGACUUUAGCUGGUAUUGAAAUAUGGUCAGCUGGGGACAAGAUAGAAAUAGUGUCCAAUCUAGAAAGUACCUUAUUGCAUUUUUCAACUUGGCAAGAAACAGUUCUCAAAAAAAGGAAGGAUUUUGAUCAUGUGAUUUUAUUGAGUGGGAAGUGGCUCUACACAUCUAUGCAAGGAAUUGCUUACCCAGGAGGGAUAUGCCAGAUCCUUCGUUCAUGCAGUGUCGUUAAGGAUCUUCUACCAGAUGUAAAUAUAAUUGGGAACAGAAUGGCACAUCAGCUGGGACACAACCUGGGGAUGCAGCAUGAUGGCUUUCCAUGCACCUGUCCUUUGGGGAAGUGUGUGAUGGGCGAUGGAAGCAUCCCUGCAAUAAAAUUCAGCAAAUGCAGCCAAACCCAAUACCAGCAAUUUCUGCAGGAUCAGAAACCAACAUGCUUACUCAACAACCCCUUUCCCGAAGAAUCCAAUGAUUAUCCUUUCUGUGGGAACAAGAAGGUGGAUGAGGGAGAAGAGUGUGACUGUGGGCCAGUUCAGGAGUGCACCAAUCCCUGCUGUGACGCACACAAAUGUGUCCUGAAGCCAGGAUUCACUUGUGUGGAAGGAGAGUGCUGUGAAUCAUGUCAGAUGAAGAAAGAAGGUGUCGUAUGCAGACUAGCGAAAAAUGAAUGUGAUAUUUCUGAAGUGUGUACUGGCUACUCCCCUGAGUGCCCUAAAGACGAGUUCCAAGCCAACGGGUUUCCUUGCAAGAAUGGAGAAGGCUACUGCUUUAUGGGACUAUGUCCCACCCGGAAUGACCAGUGCUCAGAGUUAUUCAUUGGCGGAGCAGAAGAGAGUCACAGCCUUUGCUACAGGAUGAAUAAAAAAGGAAACAGAUUUGGAUACUGCAAAAAUAAGGGCAACACAUUUGUUCCCUGUGAAGAGAAAGAUCUCAAAUGUGGGAAGAUAUACUGCUCGGGAGGCCGGCCCUCAUCACGCCUUGGAGAAGAUAAAGCCUAUAAUCUUAAGAAUGUGAAGCAAAAUGUGACCAUCAAAUGCAGAACCAUGUUUUUACUCCACAAUUCUAGAGACAUGGGCCUGGUUAAUUCUGGAACAAAAUGUGGAGAUGGAAUGGUUUGCAGCAAUGGCGAAUGUAUAGAAAUGGAUAAGGCCUACAACUCAACCAUCUGCUCCUCCCCAUGCGAUGAAAACGAUGUGGAUGACAACGAACCUGAGUGCCAGUGUGAGGAAGGAUCAAUAAUUACAGAGUGGGGAGAAGCCUUAAACCUUACCAGUGUCUCCAUCAUGGUCAUUGUGCUUGUCAUGGUUAUUAUUGGUGUUGGACUUGUCAUAUUACUAAUCCGUUACCAGAAAUGCAUUAAGAUGAAGCAAGUUCAAAGCUCUUCUCGAGAAAUACGGGGGGUAGAGAAUAAGGGAUACUUUCCUGAAGAACAUCAGACGAGGAGUGAGCCAAUCUUGACCGAUAUCCAUCCCCUACAUACCACUGCAGAGUCCCUGGAAAGAGUUCCUUCCAGCUUUUCAAGUCCUCACUACAUCACACUGAAAUCUGUCAGCAAGGACCCAAGAGGAAUUGCAGAACCUAAGCAAAAUGAUAAUGUGAAUUUGAACCUGGAUAUCCAAAGUGGCUGCGCAAGACUGGGCUAAUCCUCCGUGCAGAUCAUCAUUGCAUUGAUGUCCGCUAAACACGUUAUGGUUGUUUUCCAAAUAUUCCUUACUUGAAUAUAAAAUGUUCAAGAGAAAUAGCUUCUUCCUAUUAACAUUAAGUCAUAAAAUCCACAAUCUAUAGCACAGACAUAAGCUCCAGAAAAAUUGAAUAUAAAAUUUCCAGUUGGCUUUAAUUUAAUGUCCAAAUAGGAAAUCUCUCUGCUGUAGUAAUUUCCUACACACUAUUAAUCUUGUUACAUUUGUAAUAAUCAAAGCUUAGACAGUGAUCAUGUAGAGCCUCACAAACAAGGCUAGUAGUUGGUUACUUUGUUAGGAUCAUUUUAAAAGCACUUACUUUUAGGUCAGGUAUAGAGUACCAGCCCUGUGAUUCCUGGAGGCUGAAGCAGUAGGAUCACACAGGUUCAGGGUCUCUGUGGACUGCAGAGAGAGACCAUGUCAAGACUGGACAACUUGGUGAGAACUCUUUAGCAAAAGCAUAAAAAUUUAAUAAUGUUCCAGGGACAUUAGGAAAUUGCUGGUAGUGGAGCAGAAAGGGAGACACCCUGGGUGCAACCGUGAGAAUUAAAAAACAAAAACAAAAACAACAACAACAACAACAAAAAAAAAACAGAAAGAUCGAAACAGAUGACAGUGUGCCUACUUAGAUUUGCAAACUACAUCACUAAAGUCUGCUUUCAAUGAAAUUGUCUCCUAUGGAAGUGACAGCAUGGGUACUACCCAGGGUGUAGAAGCUCCUACAAGCUCUGGGUUCCUAGGUCUGCCUUUCUAGAGGUAUAAGUAGCCAAGAAGGUGACAGGGAUUUUAUAAAGUUCACUCCACCUCCUUGUGCACAUGAGAGAUCUCUGAGCCCUCGGGAAACACAGAUCAGGGUGUGCUUGGUGUUCACUGGCUUUACUGCAGAUCACUGCAGGCUUGUGGAUGUGUUGCCUUAUGUGAGGAUCUUUCCUUAUACAAAUGUCUGUGGGUGGGAACACUUUCUCCCACAGUCUCUGUUUUCUUAAUGGGAGCUGUUAAGCCUUUUGAAUCUAUAGAUGAUUUUUCCUCCAUCCUGAAAUAAAGAUCUCAAACGCUAAA
Molecule: messenger RNA, 3473 nt
Organism: Mus caroli (Ryukyu mouse)
Lineage: Eukaryota; Metazoa; Chordata; Mammalia; Rodentia; Muridae
Gene: Adam7
Product: ADAM metallopeptidase domain 7
Biological process (GO): proteolysis
Cellular component (GO): plasma membrane
Molecular function (GO): metalloendopeptidase activity
Source: RefSeq, a predicted model, not a curated record